GUCAUUUUUCGACUCGUUGCUUCUUCGAAUACCCGUCUGCUGCCUGUCCGCCCGCUGGUUUUUCUUACUGCUGCCAUGCCUCGUUAGGCCUUUGCUUGUGCAUUUUGCUUUACUUGUAUCGCUGUUGUCUCGGCGUUUUUCUCGACAGAGUUGGCCGUCCUUUUUCAGUAUGAAAUUGAGUUUUGUGUAGUUAAGUCAGCGAAAAUUUCCGUAUGAUUCCAAAUCAAACACAGAUCGUGUGAGAAAUAUAUAGUUUUCCAAAACAACAACAUACUUACAAUAUAUAUACCUAUCUACAUAUGUUGUAUAUAUACAUACGUACAUAUAUAUCUAACAGCAAAUAAUAAACAAACAACAAUAGCAAAAAAUAUCCAAAAUAAUCGAGAAAUUCUGCGAUAAACUAAAUUUCAUCUAAUCUCACUUCCCUCGAAAAAUUCGCAAAAACAAAUUCCUUUAAAGCAAAAACAUACAAACAAUAACAAAGUCGUUCAACUUCAUCUCCAAACGCAAAGAAUUCAAAUCGUAUGCUCCAACCAUAGCUAGAUGGGUCAGAAGUGUUCACCUAAAGAUAAAGAUUCAUUUCUAGCCUAAUGUUCAUUUCUCUCUGAUGCAAGGUCAACUUAAAGCAGAAAAUCAUAGUGUAUUAACAUUGAAUCAAAUUGAGGCAGUUGUAAACAAAAUUAACAAAAAUAAAUAAGCACAGAAAAUAAACAGUAAAAGCAGAAACAUAAAAGGAAAUAUUAACAAAAAAUAAGCAAAGAAAAUAAAAUAUUGACAAAAAAAGAAAAUAACUAAAAACACGAAUAAAGUGAAUUUAAUAUAGAAAAAAACAAUUAAACGAAAAUCAAAACUAAUCAAAAAUAAAGAAAUUCAAGUAGAAACCAGCAGCAAUUAAAUUAAGAAAACCAUAUAAUUAAAAAGAAAAUUUAGAAAAAAAGUGUUGAAUGAUAAUAAAAUAUUUUUCUUCUACCAAAAAUUGAAAAAAAUUAAAAAAAAGAAUAUCAGUGCAUAAUACCAUAAAAGUGUAAACUCGUUCAAGUGAGACCAUUUUGUGAAAAAUAAACCUUUUUACCAUUACACCAGCAUAUAGAAAAAUUUCCAGCAAUUCAAGCGUCGUUUAUUUUGGCAAUCGUUUAAUCAACAAAUCAUUCCAUAUGGUUCAUAUUAUUGAAUUGGUCGGUCAGCCGAAGGUUGAGUUUGCUCAACAAGUUAAUAUGAACCGCGCUUUACAGCUCAAGCCAGCUGAAAGUGAAGGACGCAGCGAACAUAAUUUAGAUCGCAAGCUAUUCGUGGGUAUGUUAAGCAAACAGCAAACCGAAGAGGAUGUUAGACAAAUUUUUAAUCCCUUUGGCACUAUAGAGGAGUGCACCAUACUCAGGGGUCCAGACGGCGCCAGCAAGGGUUGUGCUUUUGUGAAAUUUAGUUCGCAGCAAGAGGCUCAAUCAGCCAUCACCAAUCUACACGGUAGUCAAACUAUGCCGGGUGCUUCCUCUAGUCUGGUAGUUAAAUUUGCUGAUACCGAAAAAGAAAGGCAAAUACGGCGCAUGCAACAAAUGGCCGGUCAUAUGAAUCUGCUUAAUCCUUUUGUCUUUAAUCAAUUUGGUCCAUAUGGAGCUUAUGCACAGCAACAACAAGCUGCUUUAAUGGCUGCUGCUGCCACAGCCCCUGGUUCAUAUAUCAAUCCCAUGACUGCAUUGGCCACUCAAAUACCUCCGGGCAUAAAUGGUGCUGGCCAACCUUCAUUACCCUCACCGACCAUGCCCAAUUUCCAGAUGGGUGCUCAAACGCCCAAUGGCCAACCGGGCAGUGCUGCUGCAGCAGCUGCCGCCGCUGCGGCCGCAGAUGGUGUGUUUACAAAUGGCAUGCCACCACAGACACCAUACCCAGGACAAUUGUACCUUUCAGCACCUUUACACUUAACCAUACCACCCCAAGGCCUGCAAAAUGGCGAAGCAGCAGCAUUGCAGCAUGCCUUUGCCACUGGCAUGCCACCAUUCCCUGGAGUUGCCUUUCCCGCCGUUUAUGGACAUAUUCCACAAGCUUUACCACCACCAAUUGCGGCGGUUGCACCCGCUCCACGUGAAGAUUUUCUGAUGUUCCCAGGAUGCUCGAUUUCCGGACCGGAAGGAUGCAAUCUCUUUAUAUAUCAUUUGCCGCAAGAAUUUGGUGAUGCUGAGCUAAUGCAAAUGUUCCUGCCAUUUGGCAAUGUGAUCAGUUCGAAGGUGUUUAUAGAUCGUGCUACAAAUCAAAGCAAAUGUUUUGGUUUUGUUUCAUUUGAUAAUCCUGCCAGCGCUCAAGCUGCCAUUCAAGCCAUGAAUGGCUUCCAGAUUGGCAUGAAAAGACUGAAGGUACAAUUGAAACGGCCCAAAGAUGCCAGUCGACCCUAUUAACAAUCGGAGUUCCUUCAAAUGUUAAAUUGUUUUCAAUCGUCUUUAAAUCUACAAACCUUCACAAAAUUAUUUAUGCAGUUCUAUGUUUUACAAAUCGAUUCCUCCUCUUUGACCUCCUCCGCCAACAACACCAACAACAAUCCUAACCAACAACAACAGCCACAACCACAACCUCCACCACCAUCACUUACACAAGCCUGCCUUCUCCAACCUCAUCAUCAUCAACCGUCGCAUCAACCCUUUCAUCUGCAACAACACAAUAUUUUGCUUCCCUGGCAACGUUAGUAGUUGAGUCCUACGCGAUUAACAAAAAAUAUUUAAAAAAAUCCAAAAAAAAAAUUAGAAAAAUACGAAAAAACGUCAAAAGGGGAAGUUAUUAUCGGAACAUAUAAUUUCACUGAAUUACUACCGAAAAAGGCAUUAACAAUACAUUUAAAAUAGACAUGAAUCCAGCAUUGCAAACCCUAACAUAGUAGCUUGAAACAAACCAAAACUCCACUACAUCAAAUUUCAAGGAAAAUUAUUUUUCACACAGUAAUAUCAAAAAAAAAAUAUUUACUCCGAUUAUACAACUCGAAACACAGAUUGAAAAUCACUACAAACAAAUUACUGAACUUAUACGAAAAACAACUUAAUGAAAUGAAAACAGCAACAAAUUUUUUGCCAAAAUAUUGUAAAAGAAGAUAUACUAUAUACAUGUUUGUAUAUGACAUAUUAACGGAAAAAGAACAACAUCAACUACAUGUAGAGGAAUCUGGAGAAAGCCAUACCCACACCAAGAUGAUGCAGCAACCCAUAAAUCAACCACAACUAAUGUUUUGUUACAGAACACAGAGGACAUUUUUUGAAAACAGAAAAUCAGAAAAAAAUUUAAAAAAAAUUAUAAAAAAUCAAAAAAAAAAUAUUUUUAUUUAAGAAAAAAGAAGAAAACAAAUAA
Messenger RNA from Stomoxys calcitrans (stable fly), 3327 nucleotides. It is a transcript of the gene bru3, whose product is annotated as CUGBP Elav-like family member 4. The transcript has 12 exons. Gene Ontology annotation, cellular component: nucleus; ribonucleoprotein complex; cytoplasm. The record is from RefSeq and is a predicted model, not a curated record. Gene Ontology annotation, molecular function: mRNA binding. Gene Ontology annotation, biological process: mRNA splice site recognition; regulation of alternative mRNA splicing, via spliceosome. The coding region runs from base 1155 to 2390 and encodes 411 amino acids. Lineage: Eukaryota; Metazoa; Arthropoda; Insecta; Diptera; Muscidae.